Molecule: messenger RNA, 2252 nt
Organism: Thermothelomyces thermophilus ATCC 42464
Lineage: Eukaryota; Fungi; Ascomycota; Sordariomycetes; Sordariales; Chaetomiaceae
Exons: 3
Coding region: 101-1984 (627 amino acids)
Biological process (GO): nucleosome assembly
Cellular component (GO): CAF-1 complex; nucleus
Source: RefSeq, a predicted model, not a curated record
ACUUUCCUGUUUUCUUCGCGCACUGCCUCCUCGAUAUACAGUUCCGUUCGCUUGGUUGCCUGUCAACGCAGGGCCUCAUUUUCUCAUGUCAUUCCUCGCCAUGGCGACCGACGUCCAAGACCGGGAUGUGGCCGGCCGCAAGAGAUCUCAUGAUGACUUUCUCACCCAAGAUUCCUGCGGGGCUGCCUUCGGGGAGUCAGAGGACUGCAAGGCCGAUCAUUCGUUGAGCGACAAGGAAAACAACGUUCAAUGUGCUCCUUAUGGGCCUUUGGCUUCCCCUAAAGCAAAGUCGAGCUCAAGUUUAAGCGAGCCACCAUCCAGUCCGCUGAACCCCAACUCGCCCUCCCCCAUACCGAGCCCAGCACCCCCCGCACCGUCAACUGGUUCAGCACAGCCUAGCUCAACGACCGGGAACCCUACAGCUCAAAAACUGGCCGGCGAGCCGCCAAAGAAAAAGAGGCUGACCGCGGAAGAGAAAGCGGCUAGGGAGGCCGAGAAGCGCAAGCGGGAUGAGGAAAGGGAGAGAAAGAGGCGAGAGAAGGAAGAGGCUGACAAGCUCAAGGCCCAACAAAAGGCGGCCAAGGCCGAAGAAAGAGCUGCCAAGGCUGCCGACAGGGCAGAGAAGGAACAAGAAAAAAGACAGCGCGCGGAGGAGAGAGAGCGGAAGAGGCGCGAAAAGGAAGAGGAGGAGCUCAGAAAGGCGCGCAGCCAAAUGAAGCUCACCAGCAUGUUCCGGACAACGACCGUCUCGAAAAAGGAGCCCGCUGCUUCCAAUUCCGACCAAUCACAGGCGAUCGGGGCGACGGCGAAGGGCGGAAGCAAGGAGAUGUCCCUUUACGACCAGAUGUUCAAGCCCUUCUUUGUCAAGAAACAUGUCCGCAUGGCAAGUCAACUUCCAGAGCUGGACGAAGAGACCAGAGAAGCGAAGACCAGGAUCCUGGACGAGUAUCUCCUGGGCGACCGCCAACAUCCGAUCACAACCUUCAAACCGCUGGAAGCACUUCAAAUCCCGUACAAAGUUCGCCGUGGGCGUGUCUAUCCCAGUGUCAGGAAGAUCAUGGCCGAGUUUGAAGGGCUGUCCUCCAAUGCCGCCGGCGACAUCAGCAAGGAAUCCCAGAGCGCGCAGACUAAGCACGCCCUUGAGGCCCUGAAGUCUGUACCGUUGAAGGUGAUUCAAUUCAGGGAAGACGUGAGGCCACCGUAUGUUGGAACCAUCAGCGGUCUGCCACCUGGUGUAACGAGUCUCCAAAAAUUGGCGCGGAAGCCUGUCUCCAGAAUCCUUCCGCUGGACUACGAAUAUGAUUCGGAGGCAGAGUGGCAAGAGGAGGAGGGCGAGGAUGUGGACGACCUGGACGAUGACGAGGAGGAGGUCGACAUGGACGAAGACAUGGACGACUUCUUGGACGACUCUGAAGACGUCGGUCCUUCGAGGAUGGUUUUCACCGGCGGGAUGGAGCCGGAGAGCAUAGGACCUUCCUGGGAGGACAAGAACCGCACUGCGACGGAGCCGGAGCUGUGUAAAUACCGGUUGGAAUUCGUCCUGCAAUCUCUGGAGCACGACCACAGCAUAGACCCCUUCUCAACCGCGUACUGGGAGACGUCCAAGACGAAGGCCAACGGCAACGCGCCACCGACCGGGUCCACAUCCGGCACGACCGCCUCCAAUCCAUCAAGUGGUGCCCAGGACAACGCGCGUGGUAAACCAAUGGCACCCCCGCCCGCACCAUCAGAUGCAUUUCAGGCUCUCAAUUCGGGGGCUUCUGCUGCGGCCCCCGCAGGCAACAAGAAGUCGCAGCACCCGCUGCCACCCGACAUGCAGCAGAAACUGAAAGACCUUGUCCGCUCCAUGCCAACGCUCAGCAAGAUUGGUGUGAUUGAGCUCUUUGCGGCGAGCAACCCGGGAUGCCCGAAAGGUCAGAUCAAGACAUCGUUCGACGCGCUGUUUGAAAAGGACGGUAAAAUUUUCAAGGUCAAGGGGGAGUAGAGUACCUCGGGGGUAUGGGAUACCAGUUGUGAGCGGGACUGUUUGCUCCGGGGCGUUUCAAGACUAUCUGCCGUGGGCGUUGUUCACGGUGGUUGGCGUUUGGCGUUUAGUCGGCUGUCGAGGGUAGCGGUAUCUGCUAUGCCCGGCGGGAGGGCAUCUUGUCAUCCCCACGAGGAAGGGAGGGGUUCAUCCAUCAAUCAGAUGUAGAUUCUUGAGGGGCCUUUGCUGCGUUGGCCUGGGUAUCUGGUAUUGACAAUUUGGCGGAUGU